Messenger RNA from Vitis vinifera (wine grape), 1697 nucleotides. RefSeq lists its product as uncharacterized. The record is from RefSeq and is a predicted model, not a curated record. Gene Ontology annotation, biological process: regulation of GTPase activity. The transcript is spliced from 7 exons. The coding region runs from base 73 to 1530 and encodes 485 amino acids. NCBI's taxonomy places the organism in Eukaryota, Viridiplantae, Streptophyta, Magnoliopsida, Vitales, Vitaceae. Gene Ontology annotation, molecular function: protein binding.
AUUUUAUGUUAGAAAACAAAAAUGUUAAGAGGAAGAUGAGAGAAGCCGUUAGCUCCACUCCUCAUUCCCAGUAUGGCGAGACGAGUCUACACGACCGAGUUGGGUUGCAUCGCCUGUAACGAACUCAGUGAACUCGGAGCUGGCAAGGAGGCCUGGCUCGUCGAAAACCCUAGCCUCAUCUGCGCCCUGGACACCGAUUCUCUAGCUCUCGCCAACCGAUCCUUCGUUCUCGUUCUGGGUUGGUCCGAAAAUGGCGAUCCCUACAAUUCUCCUGUCAAGAUCCGACCCACUUUGUCACAGAUCGAGACCGAGCGGAUUACUGCUGUUGAGUGGUUGGUUUUUGAUGAGAUUAGGGUUCUCGCGGUUGGGACUUCUAGCGGGUAUUUGAUGAUUUAUUCGUUGGGUGCUGAUUUGAUUCAUAAGCAGAUGAUAAAUCCUGGACGGAUUCUAAAGUUUAGAGUCCGUGGAACUAAGAGAGAUCUGACACAGGGUUCAUCCUCAGAGGAGGUUUGUGUUGUUAUGCCUGGUGUAAUUGCUCGUUUUGAUGGGGCUGAUUUACAGAGUAUGCUGCAAAGAUGGUUUCAAGAUACACACUCUCAGUUUUGGGAUGAGAAACCAAAAAGGAGAGAUCAAGAGGAUUCGGAAAAGUCUUAUGGAAGACUGCCUUACCAGCUAUGGAAUGUUAGCAAGUAUGGGCCAUGUGCUGAUGCAGCAAUUACUGGGACAAUGCCUCCUCCACUCAUGGAACUCCAGUCAAGUCAACGCUAUUAUUGUGCAGUGACUAUUGGAGAUGAUGCUGUGAUUUCUGCAUUCAGGCUUUCAGAAGACAGAAAUAGGUCUUUAGUGGGAGCUAUCUUGUCAAAAGUUGUGCCUGCAACCUUUUCAACAAUAGCCUCUUUUUCUAAAAUGAUAUGGAGGAGUGAGCAAAAAUCACCAAAAAGAUCGGAACCAAAGCCUCAACCAUUUGCCCGAGCUUCUCCUUUGACAUGUUUGAAAGAUCACCCAAGAAAGGGCGAGAAGCUUACUUUAUCACCUAGUGGUACAUUGGCUGCCAUAACAGAUUCACUGGGCCGUAUAUUGCUAUUAGAUACUCAAGCACUCGUUGUAGUACGGUUAUGGAAGGUUUUCUCUCAUCAUGCUCACCCUCAAAUAUUUUUCAUGAGACAACCAGUCAUUUCCCCUAACAAUGGACUUUACUUCUUUCAGGGAUAUCGUGAUGCUAGCUGCCUGUUCACGGAGAUGCUAGUCAGCAAAGAUACUGCAGCAUCAAGUUCCUCUUACUAUGAGCCAGUGAAGAGUGAUUAUUGCCUGUGUUUAGCUAUUCACGCCCCACGAAAGGGAAUUGUUGAGGUAUGGCAGAUGAGGACUGGACCACGCCUUCUAACUGUUCAAUGCUCCAAAGGCAGUAAAAUACUGCAACCCACCUACAGGUUUGGGUCAUCAAUGGGCUCUCCUUAUGUCCCAUUGGAAGUUUUCCUGUUGAAUGGAGACUCUGGUCAAUUAUCAGUUCUAAACCGAUCUCUUAAUUGACUUUUUGAAUGGAACGGCAUUCUUUCUCAUUGAUAUACAUUCAAAAGUAAAAUCAUGUUAAUCUGAAUGAUCUAAGCCUGUUAACUUUCAUCAACAAGUAGUUUGUGCACUUCUUGUAUCUUAGGCUGAAUUUGAAUAAGAUAGAAAGAAAGUACAUCCUGUAAAAA